Messenger RNA from Rhincodon typus (whale shark), 925 nucleotides. RefSeq names its product barrier-to-autointegration factor A-like. Gene Ontology annotation, molecular function: DNA binding. Bases 413 to 739 code for a protein of 108 amino acids. The record is from RefSeq and is a predicted model, not a curated record. Lineage: Eukaryota; Metazoa; Chordata; Chondrichthyes; Orectolobiformes; Rhincodontidae. The transcript has 2 exons.
AACCAUCCUGUCUACCUGUGACACAAACUUCUCAGAAUUAUGGCACAUCGAAGGAAAAUCCAGCAGGAGGAUUCAUUAGCAAAGGGAUAGAGAUUUAGGAGGGGCUUGAAUUUUUGUCACGAUAAAUUGCCGUGAUGUGGAAGGGAGCUAUGUUUGGGGUCAGGGAUUGGAAUGGGAAUCCCGGAGAUGUUGGUGACUGUAUUCCAGGCUACAGGAAUUUCUGAGGAUGGGUCACCGGACCCGAAACGUUAAACACUGACUUUUUUUCUUCACGGACGCUGCCAGACCCUGCUGAGCUUUUCCAGCAACUUGUUCCCGAUUUACAGCAUCCGCAGUUCUUUCGGUUUGUGCAGGAAUUUGUGGGCUUGGUAAGUAAAAGAUGACCGGCCUCUGCUGUCCUCUCUCUCGCUGAAUGCGUGUGUGCACGUCUCUCUCCGUUGCAGAUCGCACCGCUAUCUGCCCUAUGGCCAACACAACGUCGCAGAAGCACAAGAACUUUGUGGUGGAGCCCAUGAAGGAGAAGUCUGUGAAAGAGCUGGCAGGAAUCGGUCUGGUUCUGGGAGGGCGGCUGGAGGAGAAAGGCUUCACAAAGGCUAAAGAUGUCUUGGGCCAGUUCCUGCUUCUGAAACAAGACAAAGUGGCCUUUAAGUCCUGGAUGAGGCAAGUGUGCUUCGCGGGCAACAGGCAAUCCGAAGACUGUUAUCGCUGUCUCAGAGAGUGGUGCGAUGCCUUCCUCUAAAGCCUUCUCUUCCCCCUUCAACCCACUCCACACUGCCACACCCCCCUUCCACACACCAGGUUCCUGGGUAAAUGACAGUAAUACUUACCUCAAAUAAACCUUAAUUGCUAUUUAUUGAUUGUUUGCAGCCCUAGGUCACCAGGGCUAUUCCAGAUUUUAUGCUGUUUUGAAAAACUGAUUUUUUAA